AUGAGAAGAGACAAAGGAAAGCAUCAGAAUCUCCUCCACCCAAACAAAGAUCCGAAUCGGCUGGCCCACGAAGCAAGAGGAGUCGGUCUCGAUCUGAAAGCCCCGGCAACAAGAGAGGGCGAGAAGAAACAAACGAAAGGCUCGAGCCUAGUAAAAGUAAAGGGAGUAAUAAAGGGCAUCGUUCAUCGUGAGUUGUGUUCGCCAUCCGAGAGACGCUCGCGUUCGCUAGAAAGACAGUCAUCGCAAAUAAAAUCCAAAAAUAGUGUAGAAGAAUCGCGUUCGAAAGAUGUCGGUGACCGUUCACCACAAAGAGAAUCCCGUAAAAUAGAACACAAACACAAGCACGCUGAACGCGACUCAUCUAGUGGCUCUGAGAAGGACGAGAUAAGAGCAGAAGAAGAGAAGAAAGCGAAGAAGAAGCAUAAGAAAAAGAAAUCAAAAGAAUCGAAAAAGAAGCACACUCAUUCGUCAUCUGAUGGCGAAGAUUCAGACGAAGAAACUCAUAAGAAGAAGAAAGCAAAGAAAUCCAAAAAGAAGAAGAAGCACAGUGAAAAACACAAAAAGAAGCACCACGAGUCGGAGAGCAGUGCAGCGUCAGGUCAUGAUUCUCAUGCCAGUGAGGAAGAAAAGAAGGAAAAGGAAAGAAAGAAGGCGGAUGAAACUAAAAAGACCGAGGAUAGGGGAAGAGAGCGAUCACCAGAGCUGAAAAGAGAACGCGAAAGAUUGAUAGAUGAGGAGAAGGAGGAGAAAAAGAGACGUUCCGACGAGCUUCUGGAAAAACCUGCAGAGAAGGAACGUCGCGAGAAAGAAAAGGAGAAAACAGAAAGGUUUAAAGGAGAAAGCCCAUCUGCCGAAGACCGAAAUGCUCGUCGACGAAAACACGAAUCUCUGACAGAGGAGUCACCUUCACCGGAAAAGAGAAAAACGCAAGCAGAAGAGAAGAAAAGAAGUGGA
This is a messenger RNA of Strongylus vulgaris, 954 nucleotides long. Lineage: Eukaryota; Metazoa; Nematoda; Chromadorea; Rhabditida; Strongylidae. The record is from the annotation of a GenBank genome assembly.